Messenger RNA from Halteromyces radiatus, 3448 nucleotides. RefSeq lists its product as uncharacterized. NCBI's taxonomy places the organism in Eukaryota, Fungi, Mucoromycota, Mucoromycetes, Mucorales, Cunninghamellaceae. The transcript is spliced from 9 exons. Gene Ontology annotation, molecular function: protein binding. The coding region runs from base 43 to 3357 and encodes 1104 amino acids. The record is from RefSeq and is a predicted model, not a curated record.
GGCUUCUCUUUUUCUCUUCUUUAUACAUAUAUUUAUGUUUUCAUGUUAUUCAGUAGCCCUAACAAAGUCAUACAAAUUACCAAAGAAAUAGAUUCUGCACGUUGUAAAGGUCAUUGGCAUACUAUUCCUGACCUUGCCCGACGUUACGUUAAAUACAACCCUGAAGGCACAGCCUUAGAACAGAUGAUCUUAGCAGAAGCAACUCUUGUACGACUUGGUCAAACAACAAAACCUUGGGAACAGAAACAAGUCAGUGCUCUUCAAGAUCAACUACAAUCCGUAUUUGAACUCCUUGAUAAUACUUCUGAUGAACUCAAAGAGUCCGCCAAGGUAGUACUUGCCCGUCUAUUUUUUGCUUGUCAGGAGUAUGAUCAAGUCUUAGCUCUUUUGGAUGGUAUCUCUCUGUUAACUCCUCAAUCUUCAGGCUAUACUUUUAUAUUGUAUUAUCAAUCUGUUGCUAUCAAAGCCAUGUCCUUCGAAAUGACAGGUGACAUAGAAUCUUCUUUACAAGUUUAUGAAUAUGUUGCCAAUUUGUUGGAGGAUCGAAUACCUACUAAAGAAUUGACACUAGCGGAAUGGGCUGAACAAACUUUAUAUCGGGCAAACAAAUUGGUAUCAUGCAACAACAGUGUGACUACCGACUCUAGUAAUAUUCUUUUGUUUUUACGUGCAUACCAUAGAGCAACAUAUUACCAAUCAGUAUCAUGGCGAACAGAACGACGAAUAGAUAUCACUCUUUCUAUGAUCAAACUUUUAUCAAAACAAUACCGAUCUGGCAAUUAUAUCCCUUGUCGCAACGAUGUCAUUUGUUUAUCUCCAUCAACAAACGAAAAUGAAAAUGUUCAAGACUACCGGAAUGCCUUUGUCGAAGAAAUGAUUGAAUUAUAUACCAUUUGUGAACGUAUGCUACAAGUUCCAUUUAGCAAAGGACAACAACAAUCUGAUCUCUUGAUGGAUUUUAUUGAACAUUUGGCGAAAGAUGUGGAUUUGAUGAUUGAAACCAUUGACGAUUUGAAAGGCUACAAGGAAGUUUUAGACCGUGCCUCUGAGAAAUCAUUCAAUUCUCCUGGUCUUCUACGGCAUUCCUUCUUGACUUUGAUACGAAUUGGUGACUAUGAAGAAGCACAACUUGUAUUACGGUCAUACCUUCAACUUGUUGGUCUUCUUUCUCAUGAACGCCUCGAUGCUCGACAAGAUGGUGAAGUAAUCAUGCAAGAUCAUCAUGGCCGGUAUAUACCACAACGACCAGUAGCAACAACUACCAAUAGCAGCACCACAGCAAAACGUUUAUCUCUACGAAAUACCAAUGAUCAUCCACCAACAAAUGUUGAGUCUGUAUCUUGCCAACUGUCUGUUUUAAUCGAGGCUAUCAAGAUGUUUUGCAAGCAUUUAGGAAAAGGCGUUGAUGCGGUUGAAUUAGCAGAAUUGGCAUUGGAUUUGGUCAAGACAUCGCCAGCAACAAUCAAGGAUGACCGACUAAUAUCAAAUAUAUACCGUACAGCAGGUGUCGCCUAUGGAUUAUUAGCUUCACAAACCAUAAAUAGUGCGAAACGACCUGAAUACCACGAAAAGGCUCUCGAACUAUUACAGCAAUCAAACAAGAUCUUACCAGAUGUAUGGGAAACUUAUUAUUAUCUGGCUCAUCAAUAUGCUGAUAUGCGAAAUAUAAGCACUGCUAUUCAAUAUAUCCGGCAAUCAUUGACUCUCAAUUCAGAUCAUAUUCCCUCAUGGCACUUGUUGACUUUGGCACUUUCCUGUCCUGGACAAGAAGGGUAUUCACAGGCACUUUCUAUUGCUUCAAUGGGAAUUCAAAUUGGAAAAAAGAAUAUCUAUACUUUGGCAUCAACACGAUCCUCGAUAUUGGCUACAACCUAUGAUGAUGAAGAACAACUACUUUUAUUACAAUUGACACACAGCAAGUUGACGAAUGUUUGUGAAGGGCCAACACAAGCCUUGGAAACGCAUCCAUUACUAUUCAAGCUAUAUGGACAAUGGGUGACAGAAGGAACAAAUUAUGAUGAUAUAGAUUUCUCUGUACUUGAUGAUAGGAACAAUGAUCUCCCAUGGAGUGGAAGACUUUUUUCUACUGGCGAUCAAUCUGAUAAGGUACCUCGACCGUUGAUAAUAUCUGGAUCCUUUGGCAAUCUUCGAUCCAUGUCCUCUUUACCGAACUAUCCAACCUCUACGACAUCUUCUUCUUCUUUGAUCUCAUCAUCAGCAGCAUCAACAACAACAUCAAAACCACACAAGUCUCUUCGACGACGCAGUGCUAGCAGCAGUAUGAUUAGUCAUUUUCUCAGUCCCAACGGUGCUCCAAAUGGGGAUACUGUCUCAGUUCUGUCAACGAAAACGGUCUCCAACAAUGAUCAUUACAAAUCAGAUGACAAGAUUUCUUUCAACAUGGUUCAACGUAGUCCAUCCUUGCGAAAAUAUGCGUCCAAUUCAAUGCUCAAGGUACCUACUACUGCCACUACUACUACUAGUGGUCAUUCACAUUGGCAUGGUCUUCAUCUCUUUCCCUCUCGGAGUACCAGUCGUCGUAUACCCAGUCAAUCUCAAAGUGGUGACGGAUUUUCAGUCAUAAAAGAUAGUAUCAGCAACGAUUCCCUCAGCAAACAAUCUGGAUCAGAAAGAGCCAUUCGUUACAAUUCAAGUUAUUCAAUGCAAAGUAAUACUGGAGCAGGAGGAUUAGCAACACCAUCGAUUCAUGAUUCCAUCAAUACCAACCAUUCACCACCUCCAAUGAUACCCUCGCUUUUUAUUCCUCAACAACAUCAUGUCAUGUCGACACGUGCUUAUCUUCGACAUCAACGACAUCAUCUAGUUUUAUGUGAACUUUGGCUUGUGUCUGCGGAAUGGUUUGUAGCUCAAGGUCAAUGGGAAGAGGCAUCCAAAGCUAUUUCUGAAGCGGAACAAGUCUGUCCAGGUCAUCCAGAUGUAUGGAGUCUCUUGGGUCAAAUUAGCAGGAUGAAACAAGACAGUAUUAUUGAUCAUCAUAAGGAUGAUGAUGAUGAUGACGGUGAGCCUGAUGAUAUCAAAGAACGAUUUCAAACAACUAUGGCAAGAUACUAUUUUGAAAAAGGGGUAUCUAUUGAUUCCUCUCAUAUGGACUGUCAAAUUGGAUUGGCGAAAUUAUAUAUGGAACAACAACAGACUUGUUUGGCAGAAGGUAUCCUGAUUUCUCUUACAAAAAGUGUUGGUUGGCAUUCAGCAGAAGCAUGGUAUUUACUUGGUCAAGUUUAUCAACAAACUGAUAGACAACUUGAAAGCAAGAAUUGCUUACUUUAUGCUUUGGAUUUAGAGGCCAGUCAACCCAUUCAACCCUUCCAUGUGUUACCACGUUUUGUUAUUGAUUGAUAUUCUAUUCAAUUAGUUACAUCAUAGUCUUACGUAAACAAUAUAUUUGUUAUCUAUUUUCAAUAAAGAAAACAUUUAUUAAUACAGAAAA